Diorhabda carinulata is the source of this 1754-nucleotide messenger RNA. It is a transcript of the gene Atac1, whose product is annotated as ZZ-type zinc finger-containing protein 3. The coding region runs from base 331 to 1641 and encodes 436 amino acids. The transcript has 7 exons. Lineage: Eukaryota; Metazoa; Arthropoda; Insecta; Coleoptera; Chrysomelidae. The record is from RefSeq and is a predicted model, not a curated record. Gene Ontology annotation, molecular function: zinc ion binding.
AUAAGAGUCAAGUAAAAAUCGGCAUGGCAACGUGGGCCAAUUAUGAGAAGAAGUUCAGUUUUAUGGCAUCUAUAGUAAGUAAAAUUUUACGACAAUAUAGUGCUUUUAUUAAAGAUAAACAUACUAUUGUUCUGGUGAAAUAAACGUUUACACAUUGAGUUAUAAGUCUAUAGAUUUCUACUAGCUCAUGAGGUCAUAAUUGAAAUAUUUCCCACUCGCUGUCAUAACUUAACCUCUUUCGUGAAAUGUAAACAAGUCGAGUCGAGAAUUCCUAGACAAGAAAAGACAACCCAGAAUUUUUCACGCUUAAAAAUACAAUAUACGUUUUCAAUGAUAUCAGAAAUGACAUCGCUUUUUAACACAGAUGAAGAUGGUUGCUUUUUCUUCGAAUCGGAUCAUCUAGCUUUAAGAGGAAACAAAGAUUAUUGUGAUGUUCUUAAAACUCUAGUUGUUCUUUCAGCUCAAAGAGAAAAACUAAUAAAGGAUUACAACAAAGUAGUUGAAAUAAGGAAAAAUGUAUUUGAAAAUAUUGAUGAUGUUAUACAGAAAAUAAAUAAUGGAGAAGAUUUGGGCAUUCAACUACCGGAUAUAGCUGAACUCCCAAAAAUUCCUGUUAUAAAUUUUGAGAGUUAUAAUGUUAAAAUACCAGAAAAUCAUUUAAAGGCAAUUUAUUCACAGACUGCAACAAAUAGUAGUAGUAAUAAAAUUGAAGACGAACUGAAAAAGGAACGUGAAAAAUACAAGUCUGAAAAUUAUAAUAGUUGGUCAGCAGAAGAACAAAAAAAACUAGAAGAAUUAUUGAUAAAAUUUCCACCAGAGCUGAUAGAAAGAAGAAGGUUUCAAAAGAUUGCAAAUGAAUUAGGUACUAGAUCUGUAGCUCAAGUUGCAAGUAGAGUUCAGAAAUAUUUUCUUAAGUUGUAUAAAGCUGGUUUACCUAUACCAGGAAGACUACCAAAAAAUUUGGAUAAACGAAAAAAACCCUUUCCUCAUAAACAUCAACGUUACAACCAGUAUCUUUGGAAACCAACGACUUUCUUUCCUAAUUUUGAUCUUCCUGUAACUAUGGAUGAAUUAGAUAACAUUCCUGGUCCGAGCUUUAAUUCGAAUCCUCCUGGAGACUCACGCCCUUCAAAUUAUUUAUUAGAAACAGAUUAUUACAACACUCACGAAAUUACUGGAAAAACAGAUGCUGAAUUGAAAUCACAGCUUUUGAAAAGGGUAAAGGAGGAGAAAUUAAGAGAGUUGAGAACCAAUAAUAAUUAUCAACAUAUUGGUUUUAAGUGCGAUUUCUGCAAUUCGGAUCCCAUAGUUGCCACUCGUUGGAAUUGUAUGAUAUGUCCUGACUCCAUUGACUUCUGCACAGACUGCGUUAUCUCCCAAUUAUACAGCAACAGGUGUCAUCCUUUGAUCCAUCCUCUAGCAAUAUAUCAAGACAACGAAAAUUACAGUAUAUCUCAUGGAGACGAAGCGUCGUUUACAAGAAAUAUUAAAACCGAAAACAUCGAUAGUGAAUCUGAAGACACUAACGACGGCAACACAUUUGAGUACGAUAAUAAUCAGUCCCUUAUUAAGGAUGAAAUCGAAGAGGGUUUGGGAACUGACGAGGAAAGUAGAAGUAAUUUCGACGGUGAUUUGUAUUAAGUUAAACUUUAUUUAAAAACAAUAAAGUAAAAAAGCGUUAUAUAAAAAAAUGUUCAAUUCGUUUCUGGUGGGACAGCUAGAAAUAAAAACUGAAUAUAACGGUUGAAUCCCUC